AUAUUUCACUCUGAGAAGACGGUCUAAUCCUUCAACAGCUUUUUUGUUUUUACUGCUUGUAAAGAAAAAAUGUCUUUGGCAAGAAGUAAAAGACACUUGGAAGCUGGAGGAAACUAUUAAAGAGAAAAACCAGAAGCUAGUACAUGUAUUUACUAGAAAAUAAAUAACAGGAGAGGCAACAGAAAUGCAGUAAGUAACAGGAAGAGCAGUUACCAUAUGUGAAAACAAUAAUAUUGAAGAAGCUAGAGAAAGGGGAACAACACAGAGAUGUUAAAUUUUAAAAGCAUCACUGUUCACUGUAUUUAAGGGAGCAUAAUGGUUGAGUUACACCUGUAUAUAAUUUUGAGCAGACUGGCUUCUUGAGAUAGGUAAUGAGCUGCUAAUAUAGAUGUAGUUUUGUUUAGGAAGCUAGAAGAGAGUAACAGUGCCAGCCAUUGUAAUUACAUUAUGACAGAUCCUCUGACAAGACUCUUGUAUCAAUGAGCAUAGUUGCCCAUUUGUUAUACACAUUAAAAAAAAGGAGUAGAUAAAACUGCUUAAGAUUUUCCUGUCAGCUUUGAUGUACUGAAGGGUAGUAGUAGUUCUUCAUGGAUGUGACUGCAGGUCUGUCCCCUUUCUGGUCUCUGAGUCCAGUUCUUGAGGCAGCAACAACUUUAUAUGGCUCACGUCUGACAACAUGCACCACCAGUGGCUGCUGCUAGCUGCAUGCUUUUGGGUGAUAUUCAUGUUCAUGGUUGCUAGCAAGUUUAUCACACUGACUUUUAAAGACCCAGAUGGCUACAGUGCCAAGCAAGAGCCAUUGAUACUGACAGCUGUGACAAAAGUGGAUGAGGUACAUGUGCCAGAGCAAAAACAUUGGCCUGAAGAAUUCCAGCCAACUGGAAAAGCUUUUUCUGGAAAUCUGAUCCGCCAACCCCUGGUUCAUAUGGAAAGACUUGAGCUUCUCAGGAAUGUCUGCAGAGACACUGCAUUGAGAAAUCUCUCUCACACUGCAGUUUCCAAAUUCGUCUUGGACCGAAUAUUUGUGUGUGACAAGCACAAGAUCCUGUUUUGUCAGACUCCAAAAGUGGGCAACACUCAGUGGAAAAAAGUCUUGAUCGUUUUAAAUGGAGCAUUUUCUUCCAUAGAAGAGAUCCCAGAAAAUAUUGUACAUGACCAUGAGAAGAAUGGGCUUCCACGCUUGUCCUCCUUCAGUGACUCUGAAAUUAAAAAACGACUGAAUUUAUACUUCAAGUUUUUUAUUGUUAGAGAUCCAUUUGAAAGACUUAUUUCUGCAUUUAAAGACAAGUUUGUGCACAAUCCUCGGUUUGAACCUUGGUACCGGCAUGAAAUUGCUCCUGGCAUCAUUCGUAAAUACAGAAAGAAUCGCACAGAGACCAAAGGGCUGCAGUUUGAGGAUUUUGUGCGCUAUCUGGGUGACCCUAAUCAUCGAUGGUUAGAUGUUCAGUUCGGUGACCACAUAAUUCAUUGGGUAACAUAUGUGGAACUCUGCGCCCCCUGUGAAAUCACGUACAGUGUGAUUGGACACCAUGAAACCCUGGAGGACGAUGCUCCGUAUAUCUUGAAAGCAGCAGGCAUAGACCAUCUGGUAUCAUACCCCACGAUUCCACCAGGCAUAACAGUGUACAACAAAACAAAAGUAGAGCGGUAUUUUUCCGGAAUUAGCAAGAGAGACAUAAGACGCCUCUACACGCGUUUUGAAGGCGAUUUUAAACUCUUUGGUUAUCGGGAGCCAGAUUUCCUGCUUAACUGACACCUGGGAUAAGCUCUGAAGAAGUGUCUCAUGGAUUAAUCUAAACCUGCGUGAAUACCAGCUGCAACACUGACAGAGCUGAGAAUGACCAUUUGUUUUCUAGCUUUUUGAUGUUGCUCCAUUUUUCAGUGAAAUAUCUGUCAUAUGAACAAGUAGGGGCUUAUAGUUGUUGUUCACUGACCAUGUUUUCAAUAUGUGACAUUGCACUCUGUUAGGAAUGAUGUCUCUGUUAUCUGAAAUACAGAAUUCCAUUUCUCCCCUCUUUCCUCUAGGAAUAUAGAGGGAGAACAAAUGGGCUAUGAUCUUCCCCUUCCUCUCCCAUACAGAAUACUAUUUUUAAAAUGUUGUGAGUAUUUAUAAAGAUGGCAAGUUCACUGUAGGUUAUCUCUGACAUGUGGGUGAACUUCAUGAUUUGUGUUCAUGAGAAAGACAUCUAGUCUCCCAUGAGCUUUGAAAAUCAGACACCAGUACAGGACUAAAGAUUGAUUAAAUGUUUGACAAGUCAAGUCAUCUAGGCUGCUGUAAUAACAGUAAUGCUGAUUUAAUCCCAUUUUUGUUUGUCACAAAAUGAACCUAAUUAGACAGAAGCUUUAGAGGUGUUAAAAAAGGAACUGGUUCCAGAGUCCAGUUGUCUUUGUAUUUUUGUCAAGUGUUUACUGUACUUACUACUGGUCUGUUGAGCCUCAAAAUUCUACUUUUGAUUUUCAAAAUAUUGUUUAACUCAUGGCUAUGUAUGUUAUCUGAGAACACCAGAUGCAAAUGGAGCAUAGAAGAAAUAUGAAACUGCUAGGGAAACACUAAGGAAAAUUAAUUUAAUUGUGUUUGUGGGAGCACAUAUAGAAGUCACGAGAUACUCUCUAAAUAUCACACAAUUUAACUUGUUUUGUCUUCUAACAGUUAAGAUUAAUAAAGAAGCCACAGAAGUGGGAUGGCAUAUAAAAGAGCUGCUAGUUACUUGGAUUAAUGAUCUACCUUUUUCUUAUAUCCAGCUUUGCUCAAUGUUCAGUACUUCAGAGAAUAGAAAAUUUACCCCCCUCUGAAAAUUUAUCUCUCUACUGCUAAAGGAGAUAGGGUGAAUCCCUGAUUUUUCCAAUGGUUUGCUGCCAUGGUGUCCUGACUCAAAAAAUGCCCAACAUUUGUGUUACCUUUGGGGUGAGUUGGCAACUUGCCAGGAGAAUGAAUGUCACUAAAAUUUGUGUACUCAUUUUAUGCAUUAAAAAAAAGAAAACCGGAACUGAAUGGAUGCAGCCAUCAUAUUUGCCUGUGCUUGCGUUGUGUCUCAUAAAGAGCAGUCUUUUGUUGGAGUUCACCAGCAAUAAAAAUCAGUACGCUGCGACCUCAUCCCACAGGCCAUGGGAGAGAAAAGAGACCACAUAUCUGAAAUACAGAAAUUGCUUUGUCAUAGUGAGCAUGUGAACUGUAUUUUUUAAAUCUUAGUUCCAAAAGAUUAAUUUUCCAGAUCAGUAUAAUGUUGCUGGCUAGAAAUGCUAAUGAUGGCUGGUGCUAUGGAAUCUGCUCUUAAAUCCAGCCACAGUAUGUUUUUGAUAGCUUCCUGUAUCAACACAGGGAAGCAUCUUGCACUUGUGAAAAAGGAAAGCUGUGCCAAGCUGACAUGUGCUGCUACCCACAAAAAGGAAGCCCUGUUGUAGCUGGAAGUGAUUUCAGAGAUCUCUCAACAGACUGACUGAAGUAAGGAAGAAUCAUUAACUGGCAUCUUUAGCAAAGUCCAAGGUGGCAAAGCUGGAAGGUGGGAUUUUAAUUUUUUCUUUUUUUUAAAGCAACAAUUACAGCGCCCUAACUGGUUAGUUCUUAACCAAUGAUAAAAAGAUGUUAACAGCUCCAGGUUCUUCUGUGGUUUUCUUAAUGUGAGAACUUAGCAAAAUGUACUGUUAAACGCAAUUUGGAGCUAAUGAGCUGAUUGAUUACCUCUCCACCAAUUUAAAAUGUAACAGUAUGAAUAAUGUAUAGUGAAUUCAGGCCUUAAAGUUUAAUUCUAAUAAAGAUAAAAUAGAAUUGUUUUCCUCUGAAAGUAUAAGCUACUGAUCACACAGAAUGCCAAUAUAUGUUUUUAUUUUUCUUGGUAAAUUAGUUAUUGUAUUGAUUGCUUAAAAAUUGCCAGGUGGAAAGUGCUAUGUAAAUAUUAAGUAGUAGUAUUUUUUUCUAAUAGCUUUCUCUGUGUUGAGUUCUCUUGGGCAUCUGACAGCAAAUGUGGACAGAGCUAUGGACUGACAUAGGCAGAGAUGUGUAUUGCUCUCCCAGCUCUGUGCUCCCAUGCUUUUCAGGCUGGGUCUGGAACACUCCUUAUCAUUUGUUAAGUUCAAACACAAAGUUUCUUUUUUCAGUGAUACCCUCCUGAGCUAUAUUUUCUUUCUCUAGAAGUGUGGGUUUUUUCCUCAGGUGGCUGAAGUAAUGACGAUGUGGUUUUGACAUGACUCUUGCAGAGACUCGGAUAACAUGAAAGCCCUCGGUUGAGGUAUGGUGGGAUUCUCUGUACCUCCUGUCUGGUGCGGGUAGGGUGGCCAGAGCAUACAGUGUUGGGGAGGAGGCUCUUGCCCUGCUAGUUGGGAUGAAUUAAAUGCUUGUGGUUUGUUUUAGCUUAAUUGUACCCUAUACAAGGUUUUUACAAAUUUAGUCCCAGUAAUGUGCAUGAAUGUCAUUUGGCUGUUUGGAUGUCAUUUGCAUACUGCUUUCAAACUGCAGGUGAUAUUUAUGUCGUAUUUGGGGAACCACUAGCCCAGGUUGUUAUUUCUCUUUUCAUAUUGUUGUUACAGAUUCCGAAAACAAACUUUCAUCCUUA
Messenger RNA from Athene cunicularia (burrowing owl), 4550 nucleotides. It is a transcript of the gene CHST10, whose product is annotated as carbohydrate sulfotransferase 10. The transcript has 6 exons. Lineage: Eukaryota; Metazoa; Chordata; Aves; Strigiformes; Strigidae. Gene Ontology annotation, molecular function: sulfotransferase activity. The record is from RefSeq and is a predicted model, not a curated record. Gene Ontology annotation, biological process: proteoglycan biosynthetic process; carbohydrate biosynthetic process. Gene Ontology annotation, cellular component: membrane. Bases 677 to 1753 code for a protein of 358 amino acids.